Molecule: messenger RNA, 1862 nt
Organism: Verruconis gallopava
Lineage: Eukaryota; Fungi; Ascomycota; Dothideomycetes; Venturiales; Sympoventuriaceae
Exons: 3
Coding region: 128-1744 (538 amino acids)
Source: RefSeq, a predicted model, not a curated record
AUUAACAUGAAAUUUAUCGCGCUAGCUUUUAUUCUAGAUAGGCGCAUUUAGCUUAUAAUAUGUCCUUCCUCUAGCUUAGUAUAGAUUGCUGGAUCUACGAGUGAGCAAGACGCAACACGAUGAAAAUAUGUCGUCCUUCGCUUUCAUCGAUGUCGGUGAGCCAUCCGCGGAUAGAAGACGGCGCAAUGCAAACCAGGCGCGAUCGCUCGUUAUGACACAGCGGAGACGACGUGAACGAGUGUUGAAGAAUGCAUCAGCACGGUCGGAACAACAAAUCGCUGCAUCAGAGAAAGACGACGAAGUAGAAGCACCUCUCACGCAUCCGCAAGGUCGCUCCCCCCCAGUCUUUCUCACAACCUGGAAUGAGAAUACAACCGAUGUCUUCUACUCUGCGCUUUUGCGUCAAGGAUUGCAGUCCGAAGGGCUUAGCAACUCAAGUAUAUUAGAGAGCAGUCUUGAGGCGCUUCGUGGAUAUAACAAACCCGUGACAAUACACAUGCACAAGCUCAUCAAUCAUGUUAUUCAGAUCAUCUGGCCAAAGUAUUGGCCAUCUAAGGACCUCGGUCAAGCCAGCCCGCUCGUGAAUGAGUGGUGGCCGAUGUUUUCUCACAAUCCUGCCGUGUUUCAUGGAUUCUUAUAUGCCGCAGCAGUCCAUCAUGACGAUCUUCUGGGUCGAACAGAAAUAAGCCAAUCGCGUGAGAUAUUGCUGCAUAAACAUGAAGCGUUUAAGCGACUGCAGGUGGCUAUCAACGAUAUCCGCAGACCAGAAGCUAUCAAUGAGUCGUUUGUGCUCGCAAUGGCUUACCUGGGGAUGGAAAGUGAUGAGCAUGAUAGAGAUCGUGAGUCUGUCGAAUCCUGCCCAUUCAAUGCACCUGGAAUAUUACAAAGCAUCCAGUGGACAAGGCAUUAUGCAUACGCGAAAGAAAAUGCACAUAUACAGGCAGCAACUAGGCUGAUUGGUCUUAAAGGAGGACUUGAUGGUUUAAGUUUACCUCUGGCCAAGUCGAUGGCUAUAAAUGAUCUCCAGAUCGCCGCAAAGUAUAUCCGAAAGCCUGUUUUCCCCUUUUGGGACAUUGCAGAGAUCGUUCGGGCGUUUGAAGACCCCAAUGUGAACGCCGUCCCUGAGGAUACUAAUCAACUACCUACUUGCCUAGGCUUUCAAUCGCUACUUUCUUUGGGUCUUCCAUUGCAACUCUCCGGGAUCUUACGGCGUACCGCGCUAAUCAGCAGAAAGAUUGAUUUUUACAGCAGAGGCGAACUGCUUCAAGCAGAUUUUCACGUCCUCCUGUGCGAGAGAAAUUAUGUGCACCAUAACUUACUGAGCACUCCAAGUGCAAUAGAAAUUGGGCUUGUGAACCAAGAACAUCACAUCUACGAAUGCUGCCGAAUUGGAGGCCUUCUGUUUUCCACAGGCGUACUGUAUCCUUUGCCGCCUUCAACCGGGGCCCCGAACCGGCUUGUUCAGAUCGCAAAGCGCGUGGUUGAGAGCAUUAGUCUUGAAACUUGCAUGCUUGGAGGUGGCAAGCUGUUAAUUUGGAUGAUUGUUCUCGCAGCGAUCAUGGCACGAGACACAAUUGAAAGACCCUGGUUUCUGAAGAGACUGAAAGCGAUGUUAGCAAUGGAAAAUAUCACAUCAUGGAGCGACCUUAAAUCUGCGCUAGUGACGUUUUUAUGGAUGGACAGUGCUUGCGAUGAUGCUGCAAAGUGCCUCUACGAAGAUCUAUCUCGGCCGCCAUUUCUUUAGAGGUUCGGGCAACAUGACAUUGGUUCUAUGAUUAACGUUGAUACGCUCUGUAUCAUCAUUGCUAUAUCCGCAGUAUUCUGGACAAGAGUAUUACGAUGACUUGCUCGCUAAAUCAAAU